UUGCGGGCGUGGCUGGCCUGGGUUCCCGGAAGUAGUGUGUACGGGACUGUUCGGAACGGAAUCUGUGUCUGGCAGCAGGCAGUGGUGCUGCCUGUUCGGUGACUGCUAGGGUUGCUAGACGACGCAAACUAGCUCUCGUCACUUCCUCAGCCCGCCGUCUGUCCACUUCUCAGGCCGGAACAAGGGGACCAGGAGCCGGGAGAGCUCAGAGUUGUCCUGCUAAGUCCAGGACAGCGGGAAAGCCGAACGGCGGGAGUCGGGGGCCACACCACCUGCAGGAAAGAACCCCAGCCGCGGCGGGAAGAUGGCUGCAGACAAACCUGCAGAUCAGGGAGCAGAAAAACACGAAGGGACAGGUCAGCCCUCUGGGAUCACUGACCAGGAGAAGGAGCUGUCUGCCAGCGCUGCCCAAGCCUUCACAUCUGGAAAUUAUGAUGCCUGUCUACAACACCUUGCCUGUCUACAAGAUAUAAACAAAGAUGAUUAUAAAAUAAUUUUGAAUACAGCAGUAGCUGAGUUUUUUAAAAGUAACCAAACAACAACAGAUAAUUUGAGACAAACACUUAACCAGCUGAAGAAUCAGGUCCACUCAGCUAUUGAAGAAAUGGAUGGAUUAGAUGAUGUUGAAAACAGCAUGUUGUAUUAUAAUCAAGCAGUCAUUCUUUAUCAUCUGCGGCAGUAUACAGAAGCAAUAGCAGUUGGUGAAAAACUUUAUCAGUUCAUAGAACCUUUUGAAGAAAAAUUUGCCCAAGCGGUAUGUUUUUUGCUUGUAGACCUGUACAUCUUAACCUACCAAGCUGAGAAAGCUUUGCAUCUUCUUGCUGUCCUAGAAAAAAUGAUUUCUCAGGGUAGCAAUAACAAAAAUGGAAAGAACGAGACUGGUAAUAAUACCAACAAAGAUGGAUCUAAUCAUAAAGCUGAAAGUGGAGCUCUGAUAGAAGCUGCAAAAUCAAAGAUACAUCAGUACAAAGUAAGAGCUUAUAUCCAAAUGAAGUCCCUGAAAGCAUGCAAAAGGGAAAUCAAAUCAGUCAUGAACACAGCUGGAAAUUCUGCACCUUCUCUGUUUCUUAAAAGCAAUUUUGAGUACUUAAGGGGCAAUUAUCGAAAAGCUGUGAAGCUAUUAAAUAGUUCGAACAUUGCUGAGCAUCCAGGAUUCAUGAAAACAGGUGAAUGUUUGCGAUGCAUGUUCUGGAAUAACCUUGGUUGCAUCCAUUUUGCCAUGAGCAAGCACAAUUUGGGAAUUUUUUACUUUAAGAAGGCACUGCAAGAGAAUGACAACGUCUGUGCACAGCUCAGCGCCGGGAGCACUGACCCAGGCAAAAAAUUUUCAGGAAGACCCAUGUGUACUUUAUUAACCAACAAGAGGUAUGAGUUGCUGUAUAACUGUGGGAUUCAGCUUCUUCACAUCAGAAGGCCUCUUGCUGCCUUCGAGUGUCUGAUUGAAGCUGUUCAGGUUUAUCAUGCAAAUCCUCGCCUAUGGUUACGGCUGGCUGAAUGCUGCAUUGCUGCCAAUAAGGGGACUUCUGAACAAGAAACUAAAGGUCUUCCAAGUAAAAAGGGAAUCGUGCAGUCUAUCGUUGGUCAAGGCUAUCAUCGUAAAAUAGUUCUGGCAUCACAAUCCAUACAGAAUACAGUAUAUAAUGACGGGCAGUCUUCAGCCAUUCCUGUAGCCAGUAUGGAGUUUGCAGCCAUUUGUCUCAGAAAUGCCUUGUUGCUGUUAUCUGAAGAACAGCAAGAUCCAAAGCAGGAAAAUGGCUCUAAAAGCAACAGUCAGCUCGGAGGGAACCCAGAGAACAGCGAGAGCAGCGAAACUUGCAGCAGUAAAAGCCAUGAUGGAGAUAAAUUGAUUCCAGCUCCACCCUCUUCUCCAUUGAGAAAACAGGAACUAGAAAACUUGAAGUGCUCUAUACUGGCUUGCAGCGCAUAUGUGGCCCUCGCACUGGGUGAUAACCUGAUGGCUUUGAAUCACGCAGACAAACUUCUUCAGCAGCCCAAACUGUCAGGCUCUCUUAAGUUUCUGGGCUAUUUGUAUGCAGCAGAAGCCCUUAUCUCCCUGGACAGAAUAUCAGAUGCCAUUACUCACUUGAAUCCCGAGAAUGUCACCGAUGUCUCCUUAGGGAUCUCUUCCAACGAACAGGACCAAGGGUCAGACAAGGGUGAAAAUGAAGCAAUGGAAUCCUCUGGGAAACGUGCUCCCCAGUGUUACCCUAGCUCCGUCACCUCGGCCAGGACCGUGAUGCUGUUCAACCUCGCCAGUGCAUACUGCCUGCGGAGCGAGUAUGACAAAGCCCGGAAGUGUCUGCACCAGGCGGCUUCCAUGAUUCACCCAAAGGAGGUGCCCCCUGAGGCCAUCUUGUUGGCUGUCUACCUGGAACUGCAGAAUGGUAACACCCAGUUGGCCUUGCAGAUCAUCAAAAGGAAUCAACUGCUCCCAACAGUGAAAGCACACUCAGAAGUGAGGAAGAAGCCAGUGUUCCAGCCUGUCCACCCAGUCCAGCCCAUCCAGAUGCCAGCAUUCACCACUGUGCAGAGAAAGUGAUGCCCUACUUUUGGAAAACCAUUGCCUAAGACCCAGGGGCACUAUUUACUGACCUUGUUUGUUGUAUCACAGCAGAUGAAUAAAAGACAAGUGGUGAAGGGUA
This is a messenger RNA of Cavia porcellus (domestic guinea pig), 2642 nucleotides long. RefSeq names its product CCR4-NOT transcription complex subunit 10 (gene Cnot10). The transcript has 19 exons. The coding region runs from base 305 to 2539 and encodes 744 amino acids. Gene Ontology annotation, molecular function: protein binding. Gene Ontology annotation, cellular component: CCR4-NOT complex. NCBI's taxonomy places the organism in Eukaryota, Metazoa, Chordata, Mammalia, Rodentia, Caviidae. The record is from RefSeq and is a predicted model, not a curated record. Gene Ontology annotation, biological process: negative regulation of translation; mRNA catabolic process.